Molecule: messenger RNA, 2145 nt
Organism: Diaporthe amygdali
Lineage: Eukaryota; Fungi; Ascomycota; Sordariomycetes; Diaporthales; Diaporthaceae
Exons: 1
Coding region: 1-2145 (714 amino acids)
Source: RefSeq, a predicted model, not a curated record
AUGUCUACCUUGCAACAAGCUCACGGCAAUACGGCCAGAUCGCGGCCGUUGAAGCCCAAGCUCACCAUAGACACUCGAGCUCCUCCUAAGCCGGGCAUCGACCAGAAUUCCACCCAGAGCGCACCAGUUGGCACCCGCCAAGAAAGAGGUAUUCCGCCCAUGCACCAGGCUGUUGAUAGACAUUGUGCGAAAGUUGCCGAGAUGAUGAAUUCGCCAACUUGGCGCAGUCGACGUCCCGGGCUUAGUUCUGUUGACGACGAUUCUCCUUACAAGCCAUUGAAUUCCCACGAUGCCUACGAUCCGAGUCCGAGUCCGAGUCCUCUGACAUACAUUUUGGAAAACGACAGAAAUUCCCACUCAUUGGAGGAGCACAAGAUUGGCAAUGGAAGCUCCGCUGACCUCGUGACACGACGGAAUCAAGGUCGUCGUCAUGCUGAUAGUGGCAUUUAUCUGAGUCAGGACGGGGAGGCUAUGAGCAUCGUCGGGAUCCAUCCCUUCUCAGAGAUACCAGAGAGCCCGAGCAAUACCUUCAUCAUUUCGGCCGCAGUGUCUUGUGGAUCUGCUCUCCCCGAGAACAUCGUAUUUGGCAACCUCCAGCCCGUCCUGACUCACAGGACGAGGUCGUCAAUCCGACUCAACACGGCAGAAGAUGAGCUUUCCUUCGAGCUGGACCCAGAGGAUCAAUUUCUGGGAAAUCACGAAUCGAGUUUUCAGAGCCCACCUCAAAUACACAGUCAGUCACCUACUCAUCCUCAAAGCGGGGAGUCACUCAAUGAGGAAGAUCUGUUCCAAGGCGAGGAAGUGAAUCAUGACAAGCAACGUGAUAUUCACCGGCUCAUGGCGCAAGAUGAGGCCAUCAAGAUCAUCAACUCCCAGCAUGCAUCGCCGCGCCUCCGUGGUCGGUCUGAUCCGGAGGAUAAACAACGCUUUCGGGAUUUGCUGGGCAGACUUCAAUGCGAGAUUGAGGCGUUGGACGAUGGUCGAACGAACCAGCCCACCCUGAACGAUCCGGCAAUCGUCUCUUUUGCACCCAAGACGAGCGACCAGCAUUAUUCUAGCAAGAAUCUUGUAGCUCAGUCUGAUGCUGCAGAGAGGAAAUCUCUGCAGACGAAAAAACAUCACGCUCCUUCUGAUUCUGGUUAUGCGUCUCCCACGGUACAUUCGAGACCAAGCACUCGCGCCCAGUCGAGGAGCAGACAUGGCACAUCGGAUGAUGUUGGACCUGAACCCAUUACUAUUCAACAUGAAAAGUUCGACUCCAAAGAUUCUAGCCUGGAUAGGUCCUCGAAAUCCUCAGCGCUUAAUCCUGCAGCAAAAGAAUUCUCAUCGACAAAUUCCCACAGUGUUCCCUCGAGGAAGCGAGACGGGAUCGCGCCUCCUCCUGUUCCCGAUCAUGCCUUCUUUACACCCCCACAGGCCCAAGCACAUUUUGGCGCAAACAUUCAAGCUCCAGGCGUUGGAUUUACUACCCUACCCAGUCUCAGUAGCCCUCUCGCAAACUUGGGUUUUACACAGCCAGGGCUGCUACAGCUGUCUCCGGCCAUGCUUCCUCAAGCCAAUCCUUUUUCUCACGCUGCCCUGCCGCCUCCACCUGGUUUCGGCCUAUCUGCAAACAUCCCUCCGGCAAUUCCACGUCCUGGAAUCAUGCCUGGUCUGCCAGUUCUUUCACCCCCCUCCGUGACGGGUCUACCAGGGCUGGCGAAUUCACCAGGACUUGUGCCGGCAUCUGGACCAAUUUGCUCAGAGUUCGCGGGCGCCUUUCAUCAGCAGCUGCCUUCUUUUCCCUCAUGCAACAACCCAGCACACCAGAGCGUUCCAGCAUUCAGCGCCACUCAAGGCUUUCAAGCGCCCACGACGCCGCAGCUCGCGCCUCCUGCGCCCCCGCCUUCCGUCUUCAGUCCUGGCCAUGGCGUUUCCGUGACGCCUCCGAUGGCACCAGUAGCUCCCGUUGUCAACCCCCUUUUUAGGAAGAAUGUGCCGAAGCCGAAGGUACCUAACACUACUGGUCAGCAGUACUGGGAGUACUGGCACGAGCUACGACGAACAUUUGAGCCCGGAUACGCUCAAAAGUCAAAGCAAAACCAGCAGAAGCGGUACAUGAAGCAGCAGGUUCACAAGAGCGGUGGCUCGGCGGACCAGUCUUAG